AUGGCGUCACAGAGUAUGAAAAAAUUAGCAGCUGCUAACACUGAAAUACUUAAGCAAAUCCAUCUACUUGCCGUGAUAAUAAAUCUAAUUGUAAUUAUGGUACUAUUAGUGUUCAAUAGACCAAAGUCACUUAUCCCGUACCUGUUAUUUUCGUGUCCUGCUUUCUUUUGCCAAUUUAUCAUAGAACAAUCAGCAAGACCAGUAUAUGAUGUAGAUAGAAUGUCGGGACAAAGAAAAUUAUUGAAAGCUGGUGAAGAUGUUAAACAUGAAGGAUUAUACGAGUACAUGUUUGAUACAAUGUACAUUACAUGGAUUAUUGAUAUAUUGAUGAUUGUUUUAGGUACCAAUAAAGUGUGGUGGUUAUACAGCAUUAUUCCUGGCUUUGCCAUUUUCAAAGUUGUCGGUCUAGUUAAAGGUUUGAAAGGCAACAAACCCGAAACAAAGCCAGAAGAACCAGAGGCUCCUCAAAAGAGUAAGAGACAGGCUAAAAGAGAAGCCAACAAGAACAAGGUUGUUAGAAAUGUUCGUUAA
Debaryomyces hansenii CBS767 is the source of this 531-nucleotide messenger RNA. RefSeq lists its product as uncharacterized. Gene Ontology annotation, cellular component: intracellular membrane-bounded organelle. Lineage: Eukaryota; Fungi; Ascomycota; Pichiomycetes; Serinales; Debaryomycetaceae. Gene Ontology annotation, biological process: vacuolar protein processing. The transcript has a single exon. The coding region runs from base 1 to 531 and encodes 176 amino acids. The record is from RefSeq and is a predicted model, not a curated record.